Molecule: messenger RNA, 1549 nt
Organism: Polypterus senegalus (gray bichir)
Lineage: Eukaryota; Metazoa; Chordata; Cladistia; Polypteriformes; Polypteridae
Product: CD9 antigen-like
Exons: 7
Coding region: 97-813 (238 amino acids)
Cellular component (GO): membrane
Source: RefSeq, a predicted model, not a curated record
AUGAACAUCCCUCAGAUUACCAGCUCAAAACUAACUCGCUGAACAGAAAAAAUGAAACCUGUAAAUGCGCGUCAAAAUUGAAUAUAUAACGGCGACAUGAAGCAGGCGGAGCAUUCGAGUUCAUUUGAACAGCAUCCCGCGACUUCUUACUGUUUUGUGAUUCACAUUAUUGCCGUGGGUGUAACGUUUCAGGACAGUCUGCAAGGAGCAUGGCGCGGGAUUCCUGUAGCUGGCCUUGUCCUGGGCGGCCUGGGUAUAUGGCUGAGGCUGAGUUCAUUGACACGUGGACUGUUUGAUGUCAAUCUAGACACUAAGCAAUUUGUAAUUGCUAUCAUUCUGCUGAUUGCUGUUGGACUAACACUGUUGUGCUUCUCAAUUUCCUCAUUAUGUGGUGCAUGUGCUGAAUCUUUAGAGGGCAUCUAUGUUAUUGCUGAAAAUCUUGGUGAAUUUUACGCAGUGGUUUAUUUGAAAUAUUUGAACACCAGAGACCCCAGUCUGGCUAUCACUCUCAAGUUAUUCCACUAUAAGUAUGAUUGCUGUGGAGUUGCCGGGGGUGUUUUGGAACCUUUUAUUCAUGAAACGUGUCCGAUAAAAGGAAUAUGGGACCAAUUUACCACAAUGGCCUGUCCCCAACUCAUUCCGCAAAAAAUCAGCUCUUCUGGAGGAACCAUACUUUGUAUCUUCAUAGCAGUGGCUGCAUUCAUGGUGAUGACAGCAAUCUUCAAUGGCAUACUACUGACUGCAAUUAAAAAAAACAAGAAUCAAGUAUCCCAAGAGGCCUUGCCACUGCAUAUGCAGAUGAACAAUUUUUAAAGAGUGUCAUUUCGUACUUCUUUGUUUUUAUCUUCAACGUAGACCUGAUUAUAACACACUCUUCUGAUUGAACUUGUUAUAGCUACAGGAGAAGUUGCAGUGAUGUACCAGUAUUGACUUCUGAGGAUGGGCUUUUUGCGCUGUACAGGCAGCAGUCCUUGAUUUGUUCUGCUUAGCUAGAUGCCAAGAUCUAUGCAUAGUUUUAAUAGAAAAGGGAUGUUUGCAGCUUUCUUUUACAUAAUUUCUCUUUCAUUCAAGCCACUUCCUUCUCUUUAGUGAUACAUUUGAGCACAUCAGGCUUUGUGAAACCAUGUAGAUAUUACAUAGGACAUCUUUAAUAACGUAAUCGACAAACAUUCCACAUCAACAACAUCAAAACAUUCUAAAAAGGAGCACAAUGACUCGAUCUGAAAACUGAUCUUUCUGUCCUUGUUGUGGGCAGCUGUCACUGAGAGUUCCUCAGAGUUUUGUAGAUCCUUGUUUUUAGGAAUAUAUUUGUAAAUUAUAAGACAACAUGUGUUUAUGUCAGGUGGAUUUUGAGGGUCUAAGAAUAUUAUUAAUAUUGUUGUUAUUAAUAAUAAUUUAAAAGAAGAUUUUGCGCUAGACAAUUAAAAUUUUUCAAAAUUUUAGAAAUGUUCUAAGCCUUGGUGAUUUUUUUUUUUUUAUAUACAGUAAGUAAUGGCCAGUCUCCAUUAUUAUUGUGCCUAUAAAACAUAUUCACCCACUUGGAAUUUUU